GUGGAUUCCGUCAACGUUUAGAAAGUCAAGAUAUUGUAUCAAACACAAAGACAUCAUCUCAUGAUAAUCCCUCGGAAUUAAUUGAUACUAGUUGUUCUUCCAGUCCAUCAUUGCCUUGCUUUUAUUCCAGUCAUAUAACUAAUCCAGUGUCAGUUGCGUUCACAUCAUCUACAAAUAUCUGCACUUCAAAAUCCCAUGGAGUCAAUAUAAACCAAUCAUGUCCAACUGGUGGCGGUGGUGGUGGUGGUGGUAUUUCAAAUAAUGAAAUACUUCAUCCGUCUUCUUAUGCUCAAAAUGUUUUUGGUAAUAAUUUACCAAAACCUACAAAUGUCACCUAUGUAAAUCAUCCAAUCUUUUAUAAUUCAGUAUUACCGAAUCAAUUUAUGCAUCGUUCUGAUUUAAAUCAAUUAGGUGGUAAAAUUAUAACUAAUACUACAAGUAAUUCAAUCAUUCCUGUAACUUCAACAAUAGUUUUAUCAACAGCCAGUGGAAAUAUACAACAACAACAACAACAAUCAUCUAUGAUAAGUGGUUCAAAUAAAAAUGGGACUCUGAAUACAACUCAGCAUAUUGAUCGUCGUCAUACAGACAGUAAUUAUGAUUAUAUUGUUCGACCUGGUGAAGUAUGGAUGGGACAGUAUUUAAUUAAUAGUCUUAUUGGUAAAGGAUCUUUUGGUCAGGUGAUGAAAGCUCAUGAUUGUAUUUCAAAUGAAGAUGUGGCUAUUAAAAUUAUCAAGAAUAAGCGUGCAUUCACUAAUCAAGCUCAGGUAGAAAUUCGACUACUACGUGAAAUGAACCAUUAUGUUGAAGAGGCUGUAGCCUCUGGAAAAGAACCACCACCAGGAUCUAAUUUGAUUGUUCGCUUGCUCACUCAUUUCACCUUCAGAGGACAUUUAUGCUUAGUAUUUGAAUUACUCUCCUAUAAUUUAUAUGAUCUUUUAAGAAAUACAAAUUUUCAUGGUGUUUCAUUGGGUUUAACAAGAAAAUUUGCCCAACAAUUAUGCUGUGCAUUAGAUUUUUUAUCUAGACCAGAAUUACAAAUUAUUCAUUGUGAUUUAAAACCUGAGAAUAUUCUACUUGUGAAUCCAAAACGUUCCACUAUAAAACUAGUCGACUUUGGUAGUUCAUGUCAUAUGAAUGAAAAAAUCUAUCAGUAUAUACAAUCACGUUAUUAUCGUUCACCUGAUGUUCUACUUGGUUUAGACUAUACAAUGAGUAUUGAUAUGUGGUCAUUAGGAUGUAUUUUAGUUGAAUUACACACUGGUGAACCUCUGUUUGCUGGACAAAAUGAAGUUGGACAAAUGAUGAAAAUUAUAGAAGUUCUUGGCAUGCCGCCUCGUUUGCUACUGGAUAAAAGUCGACGUUGGCAUGUAUUUUUUGAACGAACAGCCGAUCGAACUUAUGUACCUAAAGUUUCAUGUCAACAACCUGGAAGUCGUCGAUUGUCUGAAAUUUUAGGUGUUAAUUCCGGUGGACCACGAGGGAGGCGUUUACAUGAAGCUGGUCAUACUCCAAUGGAUUAUAGUAUUUUUUUGGAAUUUGUACUUCGAAUGCUCACGUUUGAUCCAGCUCGACGUAUAAGUCCAGCUGAAGCAUUAACGCAUCGCUUUUUUCGACGUCCAAAUACGAAUAAUAAUACAGGUGGAGGGGGUGGUGGUAAUUCUUCAGCUCAAUGUGAAUCGAAUUCAAAUGCUCCAGUUUUAGUCUGUCCACCUCCAAAUCGAUGGGCUAAUUUUAUUGAUAAUCCAGCUACUAAUCUUAUGCAUACUCAUUUAAAUAAUUUAAGAACGGCACCUGGACACCCUGGAGUAGUUGGAUUAGUCAGCCAUCAUCCAACUGAAGCUGUAGAACUUAUGCGAAUUCAAAAUCAACAACCAUUGAGAACUGCUGUCGCUGCUGGAUCUGUUAUUGUAUCACAGGCUCGUUCAAUUCCAAUUAUAUCAAAUGAUGGUGGUGGUAUAUUAACACAGAUUAGUGAACCACUUUCUCCACUUAUUUAUGGAUCACACGGAUCAUUCCAUGUUCAUCAUUCUAAUCAAAAUUCAGGUCCUCUUCCACUUCAUUUAUCACGUAUUCAUCCUACUCAUGUUAUACAGGGUCUUCAUCCACUUUCAAUGAUUAAUCAACAAUCGCAUGCUGUAUCAAAUACAGGCGUAUCAAGUACAUUUACUGAUACAAGUCAAUUACAUCAUCCUUAUUAUAUUGAAUCUGGUGUGUAUAGUAAUAAUACUACUACUAAUAAUAAUUAUCCUCAACGGCCCAUUCAGUUAGCCUGGAUUGGAGGCAGUGGUGGCGGUGGUUUGGGAGAACAUCAUCAUCAUCAUCAUUCCACUAGUUCCACUGCAUGUCUUGCAUCUCCUGAUUUAUUGAAUGUAGCUUCUGCUGCUUCUCCUGGAGUCUGGCGUUGAAAAUAUAUAUAUACAUAUAUAUUCGAGGGAAAAGUAAUCACAGAUUUGCUCAUGUAUUUAUAAUUUCUCCUCUUCUCUCCUUCUCUCACUCAAAUAGCCGUUCUGUGAUGCAAACUCAUGUUCAUAUACUAAUCUAAUCCUUUAUUUAUUAUUUGUAAUUUGUAAUCAUAUUCAUGUAUGUGUAGUUAUAAUAAUAUUUAGGCCUACACUACUACUACUACUACUUUUAUUAUUAUUAUUAUUUAUCUUGGCACUUUUACUUUACUACAUUUCUCUUACCGGUUUUUUUCUUUUAGUGUACAGUCAUUAUUGUUCUUCUUGUUGUGUGUUCUCUGUUCGGGCUGUUUCUUACAAAAUGAUCCAUAUAAUACGUGUAUUUGAACUCUUUCUCUCUCUGUUCUCACUCAUUUCUUCUCGAACUACACACUUGCACACACAGACUUCCACUUCCUGACUGACUACCCCUCUCUCUCUCUCUCUCUUUAUCUCCUUAGCUGUGAUCUUACUGUAUAACGCGCACACACAUCGAAACAAACUAUGCAAUUUUAUUUACUUGAAAUCUAAUCUAGGCAACAAAAUAUGUUUAUCUCUUCUACUCGCGCGCAAUACAUACAUAUAUACGAACAUAAUAUAUAACUAUAUUUCGAUAGUGUAACAGUAUAUGCUCUAUGAUAUCCCACUUUUUUGAUUUCAUAAGGUGGGAAGGAGAAAGGAAAACCCCGUCCUUCUGCUUUAUUUAUAACACACUACUAAAAAAAAAUCGUGGUUUUUGAAAAUCCCUUACUUCUGUGUUUGUGAAUGUGUGUGUGUGUGUGUGUGUGUACGGUUGGGCGGGUGGAUGAUAUGCUCAAAAUUAUUCUUUGUGAUGAAAAUAUUGAGUAAUUUAUCUAUCUAUCCAUCCAUCUGUUUAUCUAAUUCACUUUUUUAUACUCCCUUUCCUCUACUAUCUAAUAUUAUAGUUGGGGUGGGGUGGGGGUACGCAUCUUGUAUGCAAAGGUUUUGUGGUGUAGAGUAGUAGCCUGACUGAUGAUGCAUACACUAGAACAAUCUUUAGGGGGUAAGUGUUUGAAAUUCCUAUAUUCGCCUAUUGUUAUAUAAUAAUUAUGUGUAUGUAUUAGUGUUACGUUCACUGCUUCACUUCCAACGUUGGUUGAUUACCUGAUUCCCUUCUCUUUUUUUACUGUCUUCUUAUGUUUCUUUUUUUUGAUUUGUUUUCACAAAUCCUGUUCUUCUCAGUACACAAGUCACACACGUACAGUUGUGCAUUCACAUUCCUGUUUUGAUGAUAAGUGUUAAGGUGUGUUUCGUUAGUUAAAAAAAGAUGAAAUAUGAUAGCUCCUCAAUUAGAUCUCUCGCUCACACAUACCCACACAUGCAACAACAACUUCGUGAUAUGUUUUAUUCACUUCCAGUGCUCUGUCAUUUUUGCCACCCCCCUCCACCUCCCCUAAUCCUAUGCUUGCUCUUUUAUUACCCCUCCCCUCCCCUUCCAACUUGUGUAUGUAUUUUCUUUUGGAAUCUGCCUUCCUUUCUCCUUGAAUAAUUACCUGUCUAUAUAUAUAUAUAUAUAUAUAUAUAU
Trichobilharzia regenti is the source of this 3987-nucleotide messenger RNA. NCBI's taxonomy places the organism in Eukaryota, Metazoa, Platyhelminthes, Trematoda, Strigeidida, Schistosomatidae. The record is from the annotation of a GenBank genome assembly.